Molecule: messenger RNA, 2352 nt
Organism: Symbiodinium sp. CCMP2456
Lineage: Eukaryota; Dinophyceae; Suessiales; Symbiodiniaceae
Source: the annotation of a GenBank genome assembly
AUGGCCGCUAGUUUCUUGAGGCCGCACAUGGGCAAGGGAGGCUCGUUCACUCCAGUGACGCUAGCCUGCCCUGUGCGGGAGCCACGUUCGCCGGAGUCAGUGCACCCACCAGCGGCCGGCGUCGUGGAGCUCGUGGGUUUCAGCAAGGCAUGGUUGGCAGGAGCCAAGGGCUUUGAGGCCCCGAUCUUGGUCACCGGUGGCGCUGGCUACAUCGGGAGCCACAUGACCUUAAUGCUCUUGGAGCGGGGCUUCGACGUUGUCAUAGUGGACAACUUGUCACGCUCCAACAUGCUGUCGGUUCGCGUCCUGCAGGCAGAGGCCUGCAAGCUGGAGCGGUCCCUGGCCUUCGCGAACCUGGACUUGGGCUCCUACGACCAGCUGCAAAUGCUCCUGAAACGCGUGAAGCCCAAGGCGGUCUUGCACUUUGCGGGCAACGCGUAUGCCUCCGAGUCCAUGGAAAAGCCCUUGCUGUACUUUCAGAACGUCACGGAGAACUCGCUGAACCUGCUCAGGGCCAUGGCCUCUGCGAGAGUCGGAAAGAUCAUCUUCUCCUCCUCCUGCGCCACUUACGGCAAUCCCAGCAAAGAGCAGGUGCCGGUCACAGAGAUGCUGGAGCAAAAACCCAUCAGCGUCUACGGGCAGAGCAAGCUCAUGGCGGAAAGGAUGAUCGCCGCUUGGGUCGGCUUGGGGGCAGCAGGGACAGGGACCGCGCGCUGCGCGACCAUCUUCCGCUACUUCAACGUCUACGGCGCCGACCUGCAGUCAAGACUUGGACCUGGACUGCGAGGCCCUGACUUGAUGCAGUACAGCCGCCUGCCCGACGCGCUGAUGGAAGCAGCACUUGGCUUGAGAAAAUCCGUCCCUAUCUUCGGGGCAGAUCUGGCUACUCGUGACGGGACCGCCGAGCGGGACUACAUACACGUCUGGGAUUUGGUGGGUGCUCACAUGGAUGCGUUAGCAGCGAUGUUGGCGAAAAGUGUUCAAGGAAAGCAAUGUACGUCAGAUGUCUACAACCUUGGAACUGGGACCCCAGUCUCCGUACAGCAAAUGCUAACUGCGGUAAAAGCCCUCUUUCCGGAAGCAAACUUCACGGUCGACGUGAAGCCGCCUCGUUUGGGCGAUCCGGUUUCCAUCUAUGCGAACCCCAGCAAAGCACUGGCAGAACUUGGAUGGCAAGCCAGCAUGAAGAAUACCACUAAAGCGCUGGAAACCUCUGCACUUUACUUGCGAAAACAUGCAGCCUACUUCCGUCUUGACAAGAGGGCGAAAGCGCCCCCAAGCAGCGGAGCAUCCUCGACCUGGCAGGGCCCGGGUGCGGCACCGGCGGCACCGCGCCCGACGCCGACUCCUCCAACUCCUCUGACUUCUGCUACUUGGACUCCUGCGCCCAGCACUCCAGGUGAGCUGUACAGAUCGCGCUACCGAGAUCCGGGCAACCCCUACCAAGCCGGCGACAUGCCAAAUGCCACACUUACCUCCACCCCCUGGGUGGUCCAUCGCUUUUCCGACCCCUCGGCGUCACCCCGCAUAUGUGUGCAGGUUAUCACGAUCCCAACGGUGACGGGAGGCUAUUUGACCAAGACCUUUCACCUUCUGCGCGAAUACUGCCGGAGGCAUGGCUACGACCUUUAUGCUUUGACAGACAAGCUGGGUGAGAAGAGGGUAGCAUCCUGGCUCAAGAUCAGGAGCGCGCAGGCCAUCAUCCGCAGCAACACCGGCUGCGAUUAUCUGUUCUGGAUAGAUGGCGAUGCUGUGAUCAUGAACAUGACUUUCGAGCUGGAGACGGUCAUCGGCUACAACGGCAACAAGGACGUCGACGUCGUCGUGUCUGGUGACACGGUAGCUGUUAAUGCUGCUAUGGGGCUUUGGAAGAUGACAGCCUGGAAUUGGCAGUUUCUGGAGGACAUGUGGAACGUUGGCGAUGUUAAGCUGUGGGAAACUGGGGCCAUUAACAUUCUCAUAGCCAACUGCACACCAACGGAUUCGAGUGCAAAAAAGAAUGCGUGUUACUCGCAUAGCGACAGAGGCUGGGUAGACAAAUCGUUCGCGCCACAUCUAAAACUCGCUGAGCCUUGGGCCAUUAACUAUUUGCUGGUCAACAAGUCCCUGGUAGACCAUCUGGUCUGGGUGCCCAAGCGCCUUAUCAACAGCUACCCCAAGGGUCUCUUCGGUGGUCAGCUUGAGAAAACGACAGGCACAGAUUUUCUGGCACACUUCGUGAGCGGUGCGGGGAAAGGUAUGAUGGAUGAUUGGUGGAAGGCGUCGAUGACCAAGAACAACAUCACCGAGUUGCCUGUUGAUUUGUUUGGGCCAACAGCGACCACUAGACCGCCAAGGGUGCUGCGUAUUUAG